CGGCCGCCCCAAGAUGGCGACUCCCAUGCAUCGGCUCAUAGCCCGGCGACAAGCCACCAGGCUGCCCUGGAGCUCAAAGUGACCCUCCUAUCUCUGCCUCCUGAGGGCUGUCAUCAGAACAUGGGCCACCGCACCAAGCUGGAAAAGCAUCUCUGAAGGGGUGCCAUUAGAAGAGACUGCAAGGGACAGAAAGGAUCCAGUCAUGAGAGGAUUUGAGGAAAAGCUUAGGACCUGUGACAAGAUGGCUGCAGCCUUCAUGUCCUCUCAGCUUCAACUUGGUCAUCCUUCAUUGGUCCUAAUUGGAUUUAUAUAUCCUGCCUCAUAACCAUACCUAUGGGUUUGUGAAACUAUGCUGGAUUCAGAGGUCUUGUUCUUCCCACACAAUUGAGUGGAUGGCCAUAACCAAGGAUGAGCUGCCUGUGUGGGAAGAUCACAACAGUGAAGCAAAUAAACAACAUGUCAGAUGUCAGAAAUGCUUGGAAUUUGGACAUUGGACUUACGAAUGCACAGGCAAAAGAAAGUACCUCCACAGGCCUUCGAGGACAGCUGAGCUAAAGAAAGCUCUGAAAGAAAAGGAGAACAGGUUAUUACUACAACAAAGCAUUGGAGAAGCUAAUGCAGAGAGAAAGACCAAGAAAAAAAGGUCAAAGAGUGUAACUAGCUCCAGUAGCUCGAGCAGUGACAGUUCAGCCAGUGAUUCGUCAUCAGAGAGUGACACAUCUGCCUCCUCCUCCUCAGAGGACAGUGACUCGGAGGAGAGUUCCUCCAGCUCUUCUUCAGCCUCCUCCACGACCUCCUCCUCCUCCUCCGACUCGGACUCGGACUCGAGCUCCUCCAGCGGCAGCGGCAGCAGCAGCAGUGGCGACAGCAGCUCCGAGGAUGAGCCGCCGAGGAAGAGGAGGAGAUAAGCCGCUCCUCCCGAGCCCGCAGCGGGCACAGGUUGGGCUCAAGCCAGCCGUUAGCUGGUCAGAACUAGAGUUCAAAGCUUUCUAAAGGAAUAGAGUGUUAAUAGCAGACAUGUAAAGACUUUUAUUUUAGAGAUGAAACUUUUUUUUUUAUCUUAAAGUAUUUCUCUAGAGUAAUCAGAGCUAAAAACUAGUAAAUCUAUUUCUGUGAUGAAACUUAUUUUUCAUUCCUGUGAAAUGAACAUUGUCCUUAUAUGUUCAUGGUAAAUAUGGGAAAGAUUUUCAGGAUAAUUGCAUCAGAAUAUAUAGUAAUGAAGUUUUGAUUUUUUUACUGAGAUAAUACUUUAUCGAGUAUGCUGCAAGGUGGUGACAGGUAAGCAGUAACUAGAAGACCCGACCUCCAGCUGGCUGGUAGCAGCUGGCUAAGGCUUUCUUGGUUGUAUUUAUAUGUAAGAUUUAAUACACUGUUACUAUAAGCUUACAAGUUUUCCUACUGUUUAUAAAUGUGCUCUAUUUUUAUAUUUGUGUUCAGAAAAUUAUUUUGAACCUUAUAUAAUACAUGCUUCUGAAUGCUGUA
Messenger RNA from Jaculus jaculus (lesser Egyptian jerboa), 1482 nucleotides. RefSeq names its product zinc finger CCHC-type containing 10 (gene Zcchc10). Lineage: Eukaryota; Metazoa; Chordata; Mammalia; Rodentia; Dipodidae. The coding region runs from base 393 to 908 and encodes 171 amino acids. Gene Ontology annotation, molecular function: zinc ion binding; nucleic acid binding. The record is from RefSeq and is a predicted model, not a curated record. The transcript is spliced from 6 exons.